Molecule: messenger RNA, 3415 nt
Organism: Pecten maximus
Lineage: Eukaryota; Metazoa; Mollusca; Bivalvia; Pectinida; Pectinidae
Product: nardilysin-like
Exons: 31
Coding region: 253-3372 (1039 amino acids)
Biological process (GO): proteolysis
Molecular function (GO): metal ion binding; metalloendopeptidase activity
Source: RefSeq, a predicted model, not a curated record
ACUGGCACUGCACGUGGGAAAGUAAACACAGAAGUCAGAAACCCUUAAAUCCUGUUCUUUAUACGGCUAGUCACUGUGAUUAGACAUGAUAGUUUAAUAGAUGUGGAGUAGGUGGGGCCAAAACCUAUUCAGACUGACAAUUGCAAGGUGCUCUCCAAGGACAGUGUCAUUGAUUUAUAGAAUUUCACCAAACUUCCCAAAUCACAAAUUAGUUGUUCUAGGGACUGAUAAAUAUACAUUGAUGAAAAGGAAAUGCCACAGUGUUCAACAGGAGCCAAGGAGAAAAUCCAGAAAGUUAUGGUGCCUACAAAGUCGGAGAAUGAUAAACGAGAAUACAGGUCCAUUGUCCUUGAUAACGGCCUUCGUGUCUUAUUAAUUUCCGACCUGGAUGGUAAAGCUGCAACUGAAAUUGAUGAUGACGAAGAAUCAGAAGAUGAAUCUGGAUCUGAAUCUGAAUUGGACGGUCCUCUGUCUGAUGAGGAAGAGGAGGAGGAUAACAUUGAUACGGGGGAUGAUAGACCAGGGAACUCCAAAGCACCGACAGAGAAAAAGUCAGCUGUAGCUCUGUGUGUUGGAGUUGGAAGUUUCUCUGAUCCAGAUGAUAUCCCUGGAUUUGCACAUUUCUUGGAACACAUGGUUUUUAUGGGUAGUGAGAAAUACCCAAAGGAAAAUGAAUUAGAUGACUUCCUGGGGCGUCAUGGUGGAUUCUCUAAUGCUUGGACGGACUGUGAAAAGAGCUGUUUUUACUUUGAUGUAGAGAGGAAAUACUUUCGUCGAGCCCUUGACAUGUUUGCACAUUUCUUCAUCAGUCCUUUGUUCCAAGAGGACUCAGUGGAUCGUGAGAUUGAGGCUGUAGACAGCGAGUUUCAGAUGGCUCUUCCAAACGAUGAUGACCGUAUCAAUGCUUUGUUGGGCACUCUAGCGAAACCAGGACAUCCAAUGUCCAAGUUCUUCACAGGAAAUGCAAAAACACUGAGAACCAUUCCAAAGCAGAAUGGUAUCAAUGUUUACAGUCGACUCCGAGACUUCUACACCCGGAUGUAUUCCUCACACUACAUGACUGUGGCCAUGCAAUCCAAGGAUAGCCUUGAUAACCUUGAGGAAUGGGCGAAAGAGGUGUUCUCUGCUGUACCACACAAUGGUCUUCCCCAACCUGUGUUUCAUGACUUAAAGGAUCCAUUUGACACCCCAAAGUUCAGGAAGAUGUAUAAAGUGGUACCGGUGGAGGAUACACACAAGUUGUAUGUCAGCUGGGCAUUCCCUCCCUCCCUGGACCAGUACAGGACAAAACCUCUAGAUUACCUGUCCACAUUGUUGUGUCACGAGGGCCAGGGCAGCAUCCUUGCUUACCUUAAAGAGAAACUCUGGGCACUGACCAUCAUAGGAGGAUACAGUUACGAUGGAUUUGAGAUGAAUUCAACGGCAACUAGCUUCUCUGUUGUUGUCACUCUCACCGAUGUUGGUCUGGAACAUUAUGAGGAGGUGGUACAGACAGUCUUCCAAUACAUACACAUGUUGGAGGAGGUAGGCCCUCAGGAGUGGUUGUACCAGGAACUGAAACAGAUAGAGGACAGCAAGUUCAGAUGGAAAGAACAGGGGGAUCCUAUGAACUAUGUGGAGAAGGUAUCUGAGAGCAUGCAGAUGUUUCCCUGGGAAGACAUCCUCACUGGUCGUACGAUCAUGUAUGAUUAUAAUCCAAAGACGAUAUCUGAUUCCUUGGCCCGUUUAUCACCAGACAAUUGUAACAUACUGCUGAUGUCUGACAAGUUUGAAAACACUGACCAAUGUCCACUGGAGGAAAAAUGGUACAAGACGAAAUAUGGAGUCAAUGACCUUUCUAGUGACUUGAUCCAGAGACUUAAAGACUCUGGGUGUAAUCCAGCUCUACAUUUACCAAAACCAAAUGCCUUCAUAGCCACAGAUUUUGAUCUUCGAAAACAUGAAGACGAGUUGAAGGACCCAAAACUAUUAAAAAGUGAUGAAAAUGGAAAACUUUGGUUCAAACCAGAUACCAAAUUUAAAGUUCCUAAAGGUUAUAACUACAUCCAUCUGAUGUCCCCCGUUGUCUACAAGUCUUUGGACAGUGCUAUCCUGUUAGAUUUCUUUGUGAACCUGUUGGAGCACCAAUUGACUCUGGUGGCCUAUCCUGCAUAUCUCGCUGGAUUUGAAUAUGGAGUGGAAGGACACGAGACUGGACUCGUUCUACAUAUGAGUGGAUUUUCUCAUAAAAUGAAGGCCAUCACAGACUUGUUACUGGACCAUGUGUUUGGGUUUCGGUGUACUGUUAAUGAGUUUGAAAUGAUGAAGGAGGAGGUCACCCGUAUCUACAACAACGACAUGAUCAGGCCAGAUAAGCUGGCUAGGAUGUUGAGAUUUGCUGUUACUUCCCCUCUGAACUGGCCUGUCCCAGACCGCCUGGGUCGCAUCAACAAUAUAACGCAUGACAUGUUUGAACGCUUCAUUGAAGAGUUUCAACGCUAUGUCUGGGUAGAAAGCUUCUUGACUGGAAACUUCUCUGAGGAGGAAGCAGCAUGUUACAAGGAGAAGAUCAAUUCUGUAUUACCAGGAACACCUCUUCCCGUCUCACAACUCCUCCAGAAACGGUUGUGCCAGGUACCUGUGGGAGAUACCUACUGUCAGGUCCGAGGCCAUAACUAUGACGAUAACAACUCGUGUGUGGUCGUCUACCUUCAGUCAGAGCCAGGAACGCUCUACACCAACACAGUCAAUGAACUUCUAGGGACUCGUAUGACUGAGCCCUGUUUUGACUUCCUGCGUACUAAGCACCAGCUGGGCUACAGCACAUAUAUUGAGUUUCUGGUGACAAACGGCAUUCUGGGACUGUCUGUCACUGUCGAGUGCCAGGCCAACAAAUUUAGUAUGAGUACAGUAGACAAACACAUUGAUGACUUCCUGGUAGAAUUCAGAUCAAUUCUCGACAGCAUGACAGAGGAGGAGUUUAAAUCACUGGUAGACUCUGUGAUUGCCAGUAAACGCUGUGAGGACACACACCUUGGAGAGGAGGCCAGUCGCCACUGGAGGGAAAUCUACGACCAGACCUACAUCUUUGAUGUACUAGAGCGCGAGAUCAAUAUAUUACCGACCUUGACAUUGGACAUACUGAAGGAUUGGUAUUCACAGUAUGAGAAAGGAAGGCACAGGAAAAUCAGUUUCCAGAUUGUCGGAAAGACUGAGAGCCAACCAUCUUCGUCAGAUUCUGUCGAUGAGCCGAAGGAGAGGGCAUCAAGUGUAGAGACAUAUCCCCUAACCUGCCUGGUAGACGAGGACCAAGGCACUGCCACACCCAUCAGGGAUGUUAAACUGUACAGACAAGCUCUCAGUGUGCUUCCAUUUACAAAAAUAAUCUCCUGACCCUACAUAUUUAUUUAACGGAAUAAAAGCUGAUUUGUCUUCC